Torulaspora delbrueckii is the source of this 1410-nucleotide messenger RNA. RefSeq names its product Thp1p (gene THP1). NCBI's taxonomy places the organism in Eukaryota, Fungi, Ascomycota, Saccharomycetes, Saccharomycetales, Saccharomycetaceae. Gene Ontology annotation, molecular function: double-stranded DNA binding; RNA binding. The transcript has a single exon. The record is from RefSeq and is a predicted model, not a curated record. The coding region runs from base 1 to 1410 and encodes 469 amino acids. Gene Ontology annotation, cellular component: transcription export complex 2. Gene Ontology annotation, biological process: poly(A)+ mRNA export from nucleus; transcription elongation by RNA polymerase II; post-transcriptional tethering of RNA polymerase II gene DNA at nuclear periphery.
AUGAUGGACUAUUCACUUCAACAACUGUUCCAAGAUGUUAGGAAUGGGAAUUACGAAGUACUGUCUGCGAAUUUGAACCAAAACGGCCACAGAAUAGCUGCUUUACAGAGAGAGUUACAUGCAGAUAGCCGAUUAGUGGAUGAUAAGUCUUUAAAAGUUUCCAUUGAGUCUCAAAACUUUCAAUUUUCUGGCAAAAGCUGGACAAGAUUCACUAUGAUGCUAGUGUCAUUUCUACAGUAUUGCAGGGACGUAAAUCCUUGGUCCACUUGGGAAAGUUGUGAUCUCAUCUUCAAGUUUUACCAAGAUCUGAGCAAUUGCCUCCUGAAUGACAACUACCCCACUGACUGCUUGGUUCCAUUGUUCAUGGAGAUGACGGAAUAUGUGGUUCCAAUUUCCAUAGAGCUCGAUGUAAAUUACAUGGCGUUGAAAACGGACAAAAACCAGUUCGUAUCACAUACAUCCUCAAUCAUUUCGAAAGUGUUCAACAGUGUGAAACCAUCAAGAUCAGCAGAUGAUGAUGACCAAGAACGGCCCACAAGUAGUCUGCCGGAGAAACAACGCAUUUUAUUAUACCUCGUGAAUAAGUUAGUGAACUUGUACUUUAGGAUACAAGCACCCCAACUGUGUUCGAAUAUUUUCAAGAACUUUAAGCCCAAAAGUAUGGCUUCUUCCUUCAGGACAUACCCUAUCAAACAGCAGAUCGAAUACCGUUAUCUUUUGGGAAGGUAUUACCUGCUGAACCAUAGAGUCACCAAUGCAUUUGUGCAACUGAGCACUGCAUUCAACGAGCUGGUAUCAAUAACAUCAACCACUGAUGCCCCACAAGUAGGAAGGAACUUAUCUCGAAUACUACGAUAUUUAGUGCCCGCAGGGCUGAUAAUGGGUAAGAUUCCGCGAUUUGAUUUCAUAAGUGUAAUGGACAGUGAACUUUCUUCCAAGUAUUCGGUUCUAUACCAAUGCAUACGAAGCGGAAAAAUCAGUGGUCUAAACCAUUGGCUAAAAAACCAUGAAAGGCAACUCUGUGAGGAGCAUUUAUUGCUACUUCUACUCGAGAAACUGCCCAUGAUCUGCUAUCGGAACUUGGUCAAGACAGUGUUACUGAAUUUUGUAAUACCACAGAACACAGGAAAACUACCCUACGCUACGUUAGAGACCGCAAUGAAAUUGUCAAUUGGCGACACACAUAUUAAAGGCAUUGAUAUCUACUCAUCAAUUCAUUCCCCAGCCAAUGUCGAGAACGUCCUAGUAACACUGAUCAACUUAGGCCUUCUACGAGGUAAUUGUUUCCCAGAACUCAGCCUGUGUGUGGUCAAGAAAACCCAGGUAAUAUGCGACAUACUCCCACUGGUCCAAGACAGAAUUGUGGCCAAUUUUCCGCUGAAUCCAGAAGAUUCUUGGCUAGAUGACUAA